CCAGUUCCUAAAAUUGCUUCUGAUACUUACCAGAACUUUUCGAUGAACUUUCUAGUACCGAAUUCUUCUAGUGACAGUGGCCGCACUAUAUAACACCCACCCGCAACCCGAAUUCUUCAGAGUUGUUAAUCGACGAUCGAGAGAAAAUGAAGCCAAUCGACAGCUCCAAGGACGCGGUGACGAUCCGGGCGGUGAGCCGGGACGAGGAAGGCAAGAAGAAGGUAGAGAAGCUGGAGCUACGCACUCACAACAUCGACACAAUCAAAUACGUGGAGAAGAAACUAUUGGGCAAGGGCGUGCAGCGAAUGGAGCGACAUCCGGUGGACGGCAAGGGCGGAAUCGGGAGGCCGCCGCCGAAGUCAGGCCACGGAGGGAAGUACACCUGGGAAGGGCCCGAUGAUGAGGUGGAGAACGAGCUGUCACCGGUGCCUCCUGCGAUUGAUGAGCGUGACCCUAACUAUGUGGAUGAAUAAGAGGAAAAGAGGAUUGUGAAAGGAGAGAAGAGUGAGGCGGCAGGGGUGGUGGUUGGUGAGGUUGAGGUUGCCAAGGUUGCUGAAGAGAGAGAGGGAGUGGCUAGGGUUGAGAUUGAUCCUCGCUUCAAGUUCGAUUGAAAUCGGGAAACUUCUUUGGGUUUACUUUGUUUGUUUUCGUAUUUUCCUUUAAUUUGGUUCUUUUUUUUUUUUUGACAUAGCAAAUGCCAGUGUAGAAAAAUGUAGAAA
Tripterygium wilfordii is the source of this 719-nucleotide messenger RNA. RefSeq lists its product as uncharacterized. The transcript has a single exon. Bases 147 to 473 code for a protein of 108 amino acids. The record is from RefSeq and is a predicted model, not a curated record. NCBI's taxonomy places the organism in Eukaryota, Viridiplantae, Streptophyta, Magnoliopsida, Celastrales, Celastraceae.